This is a messenger RNA of Gopherus flavomarginatus (Mexican gopher tortoise), 3684 nucleotides long. It is a transcript of the gene DDHD1, whose product is annotated as DDHD domain containing 1. Gene Ontology annotation, molecular function: glycerophospholipase activity; metal ion binding. Bases 41 to 2554 code for a protein of 837 amino acids. The record is from RefSeq and is a predicted model, not a curated record. NCBI's taxonomy places the organism in Eukaryota, Metazoa, Chordata, Testudines, Testudinidae. The transcript is spliced from 13 exons. Gene Ontology annotation, cellular component: cytoplasm.
CCGGGGGCGCGCGGGCCGAGGCAGCUGCCCCGUGCGCGGCAUGGAGUCCCCCGAGCCCGGCCCGCCGCACGGCCCCUGGCAGCUGGGCAACGACGCCGGCUACGGCUGCUGCUACGAGCACUCGGCCCGGGGCACCGCGGGCGAGGACGGGGCGCGGGGCCCGGAGCAUCUCCCGCCGCUGCGCCCGGCGCUCUCGUCCUCCUCCUCCGAGGGCGAGCCCGCCGCUGCCCGCCGCCGCGAGCCCAGCCUGAGCGACGAGGCCGGCGGCGGCUACGAGUUCGACUCGGCCGAGUCCGGCACGUCGCUGCGCUACUCCACGGGCGGCGAGGGCAGCGAGGGCGCCGGGCUGGCCAGCAGCGAGAGCGGCGGCAGCGGCUUCUCCCUGGCGGCCGGCGCGCUGCCCGAGCGGAAGCGGCCGCGCUCGGCGGACGGCGGCGGGCGGCCCCGCUACGAGGUGGUGCGGGAGCUGGGUCCCGAGGAGGUGCGCUGGCUCUACCGCGAGGACAGGAAGAGCUGGAAGCCCUUCAUCGGCUACGACUCGCUGCGCCUCGAGCUGGCCUACCGCGCCCUGGGGCCCGGCGACGGCCCCGGCCCGCCCGUCUGCGUGCGCGGCGGGCUCUACGAGGUAGACGUGAGCAGCGCCGAGUGCUACCCGGUCUACUGGCAGCAAACUGAUAAAAUUCCUGUAAUGCGUGGGCAGUGGUUUAUUGAUGGUACAUGGCAGCCAUUAGAAGAAGAAGAAAGCAAUCUAAUAGAACAAGAACAUCUCAAUUGUUUCAAAGGUCAACAAAUGCAAGAGAACUUCGAUAUGGAAGUAUCAAAACCUGUAGAUGGGAAAGAGGUUGUCUACCACCUCCCUCCCUUCUCCCUCCCUUCUCUGUUCAAAUGGAGAGGAUAUAAGGAGAGUACAGAUGCUGCAUGUCUUAAACGAAAGCGUUCCCAAGCUGUUCAUAGUUUCAAGUUGAGUCGCAACCACGUGGACUGGCACAGUGUAGAUGAAGUGUAUCUUUACAGUGAUGCAACAACAUCUAAAAUUGCAAGAACUGUUACACAAAAAUUGGGAUUUUCCAAAGCUUCAAGUAGUGGGACAAGGCUUCAUAGAGGCUAUGUAGAAGAAGCUACAUUAGAAGACAAGCCAUCGCAAACUACUCACAUUGUGUUUGUUGUGCAUGGUAUUGGGCAGAAAAUGGACCAAGGAAGAAUCAUCAAAAAUACAGCUAUGAUGCGAGAUACUGCAAGAAAAAUAGAAGAGAAGUACUUUUGCAAUCUUGCAACACAUGUUGAGUUUCUGCCUGUUGAAUGGAGAUCAAAACUUGCUCUUGAUGGAGACACCGUUGAUUCCAUUACUCCUGAUAAAGUACGUGGUUUAAGGGAUAUGUUGAACAGCAGUGCAAUGGAUAUAAUGUAUUAUACAAGUCCUCUUUAUAGAGAUGAACUAGUAAAAGGCCUUCAACAGGAGCUGAACCGGUUAUAUAUGCUGUUCUGUUCUCGGAAUCCAGAGUUUGAAGAAAAAGGAGGGAAAGUCUCAAUUGUGUCACAUUCCCUUGGAUGUGUAAUUACUUAUGACAUAAUGACUGGCUGGAAUCCAGUAAGACUGUAUGAACAAUUGCUGCAGAAGGAAGAGGAGGAUCUUGAAGACCGUUGGAUGAGCUAUGAGGAGCAACGUUUGCUUGAAGAACUUUACAUAACUAAACAACGAUUGAGAGAGAUAGAAGAAAGGUUACAUGAAUUAAAGGCAUCAACCAUAUCGAAAAUGCCUGCCUUAAAAUUUAAGGUUGAGAAUUUCUUCUGUAUGGGAUCUCCAUUAGCAGUGUUUUUGGCAUUGCGUGGCAUCCGUCCAGGAAACAGUGGAAGUCAAGAUCACAUUCUGCCCAGAACUAUUUGUAACCGGUUGCUAAACAUUUUUCAUCCAACAGAUCCAGUGGCCUAUAGACUAGAACCUUUAAUUUUGAAGCACUACAGCAACAUUUCACCUGUCCAGAUCCAUUGGUACAACACUGCAAACCCUCUACCUUAUGAACACAUGAAGCCGAGCUUUCUCAACCCAACAAAAGAACCUACCUCAGUCACCGAGAGUGAAAGUAUACCAACCAUACCAAGCCCAGCUACUUCACCAGUCAUGGUUCGACGCCAUUAUGGGGAGUCAAUAACAAAUAUAGGCAAAGCAAGUAUAUUAGGAGCUGCUAGCAUUGGGAAGGGCCUUGGAGGGAUGUUGUUCUCAAGAUUUGGCCGAUCUAGUGCACCCACUUCACAAACAUCUGAGACUGGAAAAGAGGGAACAGAAGGCGAAGACAAGAAGCCAGUUCCCAUUCAUUCUACUGUUGGAAUGCCGACCUUCCCACACAGCAGCUCCGGCUUCCUUGAUCCCACAUUGGAACUGGAGCACAGGAUCGACUUUGAGCUCAGGGAAGGUCUUGUGGAGAGCAGAUACUGGUCUGCAGUAACAUCGCACACUGCAUAUUGGUCAUCUAUGGAUAUUGCUCUCUUUCUUCUUACCUUCAUGUAUAAACAGGACCAAGAAGAUGCUGACAAAUCAAAUUUAGACCCUGUUUGAAAUUUUUUGUUGUUUUUUUUUUAAUUUUUUAUUAUUUUGAGGAGAGUGGGAAUUUUACAACAAAUGGCACAAAACUGAUAUUUUACUGUUAAAACGUAGUGUCUAAGGCAUGGAAGUUUCAGGUUUAAGUGUGUGUUUGGGGAUUUUCCUGUUUUUAAAGAGCAGAAAUUAUUUGUAUUUAAAAACAUUUCAUUUUACACAUUUGCAGACCUAAAAUUAUUCCAAAUUCUCAUGACUUUGAUUCUAUAAACAAGCCAGAACAUGUAGCAUCACAUAAGCACAGUUGGCGCAAUGUGUUUGGGUGACAUAUGUGCUAAUGACCAUAAUUGCUGUUUAGUUCAUUAAAAUAUAAAGAUUAGUCAACUGAAACUAAAUUAACUUUCAUUAACAAAACAUAUGUUAGAUACAAACCUAAAACUGCCAUGUUCCUAUGUUUUAUGUAACAGUAAAUAAUAAACAUUGGUGUCAUUUUUUUCUAAGACUUCAUUGAAAUCUACAGGAUAUUACCCACAGUUCCAUUAAAGACCAUUCUUACUGCUGACUUCAAGGGUGUAUUACACAUAACUUGUUUAGAAACUGCUGAAAAAGCAUGAAACAAAUAUUUGAAAUACUGUAAUUAUAAUUUAUUAUUACCUCUGACUAAUUGCUUCAUUUAUUCCAGUGUACAAAACAUUACUUUUUUACUGGUUUCUUUUGGCUUAAUUUAAGAACCACAUUUAUUUUCUACAGUGUUAUGACUUUUUCUCAGAUAUACAUAUCUUUGUACUAUUCAAAUGAAUAUAUGGACACUGUGGCACACUUUCAGUAUUUUUUUCAUUAAAAAUAAAUCUUUGUGGUUUCACACAAAUGACACUAGUUACAUGCUUCUCAAAGGUAAGUAACCUCUUUCAGAGGCCCCUUGCCUUUUUGGUCACAUGUCUCACAAAUGACUGAAAGCUUAUUUUGGGCCUCUCAUUAGACUUAAUUUGCAGUAGCCGAGUGUAUUCCAUUUACUGCUACUGAAAAUAUGUGCAAUAAUGUAUUGAGAAGAAAGAGUGCAACUUAAAAUGAAUUUGGUGAGCUCAGAAGUAUUUGCAUAAUUGAUAUCAGAAGCAAACAGUGAUACUUUUUAUUAAAAAACAAACAAAAGA